GAGGAUGCGCGGUCUGGUUUAUCUAGAAGGGGCAGGAGUCCCGUCUUGGGAGUGGGCCGUGUGCCGGGCCGGGGAGUCAGGCCUGUCGGGGGCGGGAGCCGGUCCGGGGGGUCCGGCAUGUAGGAGGGCUGCUGGUAGAGUGCGGCGUCCGGCCUACUGUCUGUACGAUCACACAUCUCCCAGGUCCUGAGGCCUCCGCAAGCUGUGCUCCCACAAUGGCCAAAUCCCUGCUACAGUCUGGAGCCUCAGCUCGGGAUUCUGCUCUGGCCGCUGCUCUGAGGGGUCUGAUUAACAAUUCACAGUUCAGCGAUGUUUCGUUUGUGGUGGGGAAGGAACGGAGGGUGAUCCACGCUCACCGGUGUGUCCUGGCUUGCCGCUGCAAAGUAUUCCAUACAAUGUUCAGCCAUCAGCUACAGGCAGCGCAGUCCCUCCACGAGUUGCAAGUCCCCUUCGUCUUGGCAGACAUUCAGCCUGACGUCUUCCUGGCAGUCAUAGAAUUCAUUUACACCAAUACCGUGACGCUCAACAGUGCGAUCGCGCUGGAAGUUCUCACGUCGGCGGUGGAGUACGGGCUCGAUGACCUGAGGAAGAUUUGCGUGGCCUUCAUCAGUAAGACAUUGACUGCGGACAUGGUGUGUGAAGCAUUACAGGCCGCAGUCACCUAUGGACAGACAGACCUGAAGCAGAGAUGUCUGACGUUCAUUGAGCACCACACUCGGGAAAUCAUUAAGACGCAGAGUUUCCGGGAGCUGUCAGACCUGGGAGUUGUGUGCAUCCUGCAGAGCGACCGACUGAAUAUAGAUGAGGUUCCUCUUAUCCAGGCCGUGCGGGGAUGGGCCAACGUCAGCUCAGCGGUUCUUGAUGUGUCGGUGUCCGUGGUCGCACAGGAUGUAGUCCGGGAACUGCGCCUCUGCCUCCUGUCCCCAGAUGAACUUACGACUCUUGAGAGAGAGAACGCCAAGGAUGAGCUCAUCCCGGAGAUCCAGAUUGCUCAAACAUGGAAAUUCCAUGCUUUGAAGAAAAUCGGCGACUACCAGCCUCAUCUGUUCCGGCGUAGGAAAGGAACGCUGGCCAGAGACCAUCACAGUUACCUGGACAGUUCAGCUAAGUGAGGCAGAGAGGGUCACCUCUGGUGACUAACUGAGUAAGGGAGUGUAGGCUGUAAUGUAUAAACUCUAGUGAGGUCCUUGGAUACCAGAUGAAGAAACCAAUUGCCACAUUGUAAAUUAUUCCACAAAGGUCUAUUUGUGAUUUUUUUUUUUUUUACUUUUUUAUGCCUAAAAAAAAAAUGUAUUCCUAAAGUCUUGUCCUUGUCAUUUUGUUGUUGUACACCAGAAACAGUGGGGCAGAUGUAUUAAGCCUGAAGAAGGCAUAAAGAAGUGAUAAGUGCAGGGUGAUAAGGCACCAACUAAUCAGCACCAAUAUGUAAAUUGACUGUUAGGAGCUGAUUGUCUGGUGCAUUAUCACUUUGCACUUAUCACCGCUUUAUCACUUUUUUAUGCCUUCUCCAGGCCUAAUACAUCUGCCCCAGUGUGUGCUCUGCUCUUAUAGGGCGAUUGGGAGUAAAGUAAAAGAGAGCACCUGGGCAAAACAUCCUGGAACGGAGUUAACGUGACAGCACUGGUCCCUUCCCAAUGCGUGAAUGUAUUUUUAACGUCAAAUACGAAUUCUAGUUGUCCUUGAAAUGGAAGACUCAUAGGAAAAGCUUAGGAGAUGCAAGAACCACAUGUUUAAUGGACUCACUCCUCUGGAACGGAUUUGUCAAAUUUAAAUAUCACCUGUGGCCUAGGUGAGUGUAUAUAAACAUGAUGCAUGAUAUUAUUCAGGGGUUUUAAAAUCUUAUUUCCUAAUUUCCUCAUAGUCCAAACUUAGUGCAUUUUUUGUGAAGUGACAGGCUGGGCCCCUCCAGCAAGGGCCGGCCUGGUUAUUUAGUUCCGGACACCCUUCACUACACCGCUGCUUAUCAUAACUACUAUAGUUGUUCAACAACAUAUAUAUAGAUUUAUUAUAUAUAUCCAUAUUAAGAUCUUUUAUUCUUUCCGGGUAAGUUUUGUGAUGUAGACCAUGCACCAUUUUAGUUGCCCUUCUUUGUACAGUCUCUAAUGUAUUAGUAUCCUUCUGGAGAUAUGGUCUCCAGAACUGAACACAGUAUUCUAGAUGAGGCCGUACCAAAGAUCUAUACAGUGUCAUUAUUACUUCUUUCUUUCUGCUGCUGAUUCCUCUCCCUAUGCACAUCUGAUACCUUCAUAGCCUCCUCCUAUCUAGCAAGUUCAGGAGAGCUGCGCCGAGACACAGUCAGCUAACAUCCCAAAGGUUACGGUUAGGCACUACUGCCGGGAUGCCAUACCGAACCCAUUACAAGAUACACCUCUUUGUCUUCAUCAGCUGCGGCUUUUACCUUUGAGUAGGAGGGGAGCUGCCGCUGGCCAGGUCCUGGUAGAUGACAGCGCCGCUGCUGCCACCGGCCGGGUCCUGGGAGAGGAGUGAGCCACUGCUGCCUGUGUCUGCCAAAUCCUGGAACUUUGACUGCGCAUGCGCAACCCCCCCGGUACAUAUGGACUGUAUCUGCUGCAGUCCAUAGAAUCCGGGGUUAGCGCAUGUUCAGUCAACUUGACGGUGCAUGCACUGAUCUCUCCGAGGGGAUCGCAGCCCGGUCUGGCAGUACCGGAGGUAGGAAACACCUCCCAGUGGGACUGCCUGUACUGGACUUGACUGGCAGGUAGAACUUCUAGUAGAAGUAAUCACUGCCAGUCACUGGUCUUCAUUAUUUUGAUUGUAUUUCCUAAAGGCCAUCUUUUUGCUUUCACAAUACUUGCUAUGCUACUUAUUUUGCAAACCACACCGGCCACCUUCUCCUUGUGCCUUUCGAUACAUAGGUCUGUUGCUCUUUGCAAUGCACUAGUGCUAAUGCGCUGUGCAUCCCGGGUCGCCUCCACUGGGCAUGCGCAAAAUCUCACAAGCAUCGCACAGCCCGGAGCCCAGCAGCUGCCUCAGCCAGGGACAGUACUGUCUCUGCAGUGGUCCGGCAACGACAGCUGCAGCUGUUGAAAUCAAUAGCUGCAGCUGUCGGAAUUGUCAAUGCCACUGACCAUUCAUACAUCUGGCAGCACAUCGGUCGUGUAGAUAGGAGCAAUGAAAAUUACAAGGGCGCAUAGUGUCCUGGUCAGUUCAAUAAUAUCUCCACAUUAAUACAUGGGGGAGAAGCUAUAUCGACGUGCAUAAUAUGCGCUGAUACCACCAAACCUCCUAACGUUAAAUAAUACAUCUACCCCACAGUCUGUAACAUGGCAGUUGGGAGCUGAUUCUUUGGUACUUUAUCUCUCUCCAGGGUUUGUUACAUCUGUCUCCCCCCUACCCCCAGUAUUAAUGGCAUUGACAAUAUUUGUGUACCUGUUUCUGUACUCCAGUUCCCCGGUUUCUGUAUUCUAAGUGUUUAAAAACUCUCAGUAAUUAAGUAGAAAACUCAGUCUUGGCCUAAUCACAUUAAGGGGUAUAUUCAAUAAGGGUCGAAAACUGCCGUCUGUCGAAAAAACGGCAGAUUUCGACUUUUUAAGGUCGAAUAGUGAUUCGACCUAUUCAGUCCCAUCCGACAAGUCGUGGAAUUCGACUUGUCGAAUAGUACGUGAAUCGGCGGUAUAGCUGCCGAUUCACGUAGUUAUAGCUGCUGAUUCACGUACUUUUGAGUGAAACGGGCCAAAUUCGACAGGAUUUGGCCCCGUUUCCGACCAUCUCAGUCCGACGUAAAAAAAAGUCGGACUGAGAUGUGGGACACAGAGGAGAAGGGGAGGGGGGGACACAGCCGCAGGGCAUACAGGGGAGAUCAGCACUAUAGCACAGCGCUGCAGCAGGAUGUAUCACAGCCGCGCCACUCACGGCAGCGUCCACCCAGGUCCAGCAAGUGAGGUCACGCUUGCAGGAGCCAGGUGGACACUGCCGCGAGGUUGGGCGGCUGUGAGACAACCUCCUGCAGCGCUACUGUAACGCUGCUCUCCUCCGUCUGUCCCCGCUGGUCUCCCCGCGGCUCCCCCCUUCCUCCUCCUCUGGGUCCCUCAUCUCAAUUCGUCUUUUUAAAAGUCGAAUUGAGAUGAUAUUAAAUAGGGGUUGUCGGAUCCAUUCCGACAAAUGCAUGUCGGAAUGGAUCCGACCCUAAUUGAAUAUACCCCUAAAUAUGGUAAAACAUAGUGGGUGGAAAGUACUGAAGCUGAAAUUGCAGCCAAAACCGCAGAAAAUCCUGUUUUCAGCAUUUUGGACGCAAUUCCUUAUGUACCAAGCUACAUGUUGCAAUACUUUCCGGAGCUUGGAACCGGUGAGUAACACCGUCUUUAUGCGUCAUUAGCCAAUAGAAGCAUAUGGGCUUUUUGUCACACUAUGAAAGAAACUUUAGAAUAGUAAUUUAAUAGACGUUCAGAAGACAUCGUCCCCCUGAUCAGGUGAAUAACUCUUAACAAAGAUCCUUUGUGAUUUUGAAGCUUGUAAUAUCGAUGUAACUUACCAUUAAAAGUAGUGUAUCAUUUAUAAACAAUGUUAGUUGUCCUCUUGUUGCAAAAACAAAAUAAACCAUGGUUACAUGUGA
This is a messenger RNA of Pseudophryne corroboree (corroboree frog), 4573 nucleotides long. RefSeq names its product BTB domain containing 19 (gene BTBD19). The transcript is spliced from 8 exons. Bases 216 to 1112 code for a protein of 298 amino acids. Lineage: Eukaryota; Metazoa; Chordata; Amphibia; Anura; Myobatrachidae. The record is from RefSeq and is a predicted model, not a curated record. Gene Ontology annotation, molecular function: protein binding.